Molecule: messenger RNA, 1973 nt
Organism: Sorghum bicolor (sorghum)
Lineage: Eukaryota; Viridiplantae; Streptophyta; Magnoliopsida; Poales; Poaceae
Product: heat stress transcription factor C-2b
Exons: 3
Coding region: 684-1490 (268 amino acids)
Biological process (GO): regulation of transcription by RNA polymerase II
Cellular component (GO): nucleus
Molecular function (GO): DNA-binding transcription factor activity; RNA polymerase II cis-regulatory region sequence-specific DNA binding
Source: RefSeq, a predicted model, not a curated record
CGCGUCACCGGCGACCGCGUCGCACACCCAAUUCACAACGGACCCUGUUGGCUGCUGCUGUUACCCUUCUCCUUCGGGCCCUUUCCACCAUUUCCACAUUUAGAAGCGCCCAGUGCCCUUUCCUCCUCCAGCAGAUAGUUUCCUUGCAUUGGCGAGUAAGUUGGUGGCCUCGAGCUACAAGUGAACCGUGAAGGGGGCGGCAAGGUAAGGGGAACUGAUUGAUUGAUGGCGGCGGGCGCCGGAGGCGGCGCGGCGGCGCCGUUCGUGUGGAAGACGUACAUGAUGGUGGAGGACCCCGGGACGGACGGGGUGAUCGGGUGGGGGAAAGGCAACAACAGCUUCGUCGUCGCCGACCCCUUCGUCUUCUCGCAGACGCUGCUCCCCGCGCACUUCAAGCACAACAACUUCUCCAGCUUCGUCCGACAGCUCAACACCUAUGUCAGUUAAAAAUCACUCAUCGAUUGCCAUCUCUCUCUCUCCUCCAAGCUCAAAACGACCCUCCGUGGGAGGCUGCUGGAUCUGUAUAAACUGCAGAAUCUAUGACUAUGUUGGUUGAGAUGUGAGGCUUUUUAUUUAUUUAUUUAUUUGGGAGGGAAAUGGAAAUUGUUUCAGUCAGUUUUUUUUGGCGUGUGUCCAAUGCUCAUCAGUAGCUCUUGCCGUGCUGUACCAACGCAAAUCUGUAAAUGCUUUUUGUUGGACAAAAAAAGAAAGAAAUUGAGGCAGAGAAUAGAGAUCCGCCGUCGGCCGUGGCCAAACAGUCCAAUAUGGGCACCCUGAAUAUGCAUGGAGAAAAUCUGUUUUGCCCUGUUUUACUAUGGAUUUCUGCAAGAACCGAAAAGGCUAAAACUUUGUACAUACAGGACGGGUUCCGCAAGGUUGAUCCGGACCGGUGGGAGUUCGCGCACGCGUCGUUCCUGCGCGGCCAGACCCACCUCCUGCGCAACAUCGUCCGCCGCGGCAGCAGCGGCAGCGCCGGAGGCGGAGGCGGAGGCGGCGGCGGCAAGAGGAAGGACGCACCAGCGUCGGUCAACCCCGUCGAGCCUUCCGCGGAGGACAUCGCCAUGGUGGCCACGGAGGUGGUGCGCCUCAAGCAGGAGCAGCGCACCAUCGACGACCGCGUCGCCGCCAUGUGGCGCCGCGUGCAGGAGACGGAGCGCAGGCCCAAGCAGAUGCUGGCUUUCCUCCUCAAGGUCGUCGGCGACCGCGACAGGCUGCACCGCCUCGUCGGCGACGGCGGCACCGCCGCCGCGCCGGGGCCAGAUAAUAACGGGUUCGCCUCCGGGGGCGCCGCCGCCGCCGAGGAGGGCGGCGAGAAGCGGGCCAGGCUGCUGCUCGACGGUGACAACAUGGUGGCGCUCGGCCCCGAGGCCGUCGACUUCGCCGGGUUCUACAGCGGCGGCGGCGUGUUCGGGUUCGGCGACGUCGCCGUGGACGCUGCCGCGGGGUCCGGCGGCGGCGGGUGCUCGUUUGCGUUCGGCGGCGGGUACUGAGUCACGACCAUGCCGUGCGGCGCCCAUGCCGCCCAGUGUCAGCAGCUUGGCCCGCUUUUGCUGCUGUUUCUGCCGACUUCUUCUUGCCAAUGCCAUACCGGCGUGGCGGCCCGCGGCCGCUUGGAACGCCCAAGAGGCAAGAGCAGCGGCGGCAGCCGUGACAUGGAAGCAUGGCAGGGGCCUGCCUAGAGUCAGCCAGUGAUGUCCAUGCUCCAUGGUCGUGUCUAUUUGAUGCUUUUGGUGGAUCUGAUUUCAUGGGCGGGAGUGACUACCGCGUCGGGAUCAUCCAAGCUAAAUAAGGAACUACUGUCUGUGAUGGAGUGUGACCUUGGAAGGAACUUCCUGAAAUGUGUAGGUUUGAUUGAUGUUGUACAUGCAUGGUUAUUAUUGUAGUGGCCAAGUCCAUGGAUAUUUCAAUCUCCUGCAGAUAUGCAGCUGGAAAAUUGAGAGCACUAUUAAUUAAGUUUUACUAUCGUGUAACAA